Molecule: messenger RNA, 538 nt
Organism: Folsomia candida
Lineage: Eukaryota; Metazoa; Arthropoda; Collembola; Entomobryomorpha; Isotomidae
Product: U6 snRNA-associated Sm-like protein LSm6
Exons: 2
Coding region: 123-368 (81 amino acids)
Biological process (GO): maturation of SSU-rRNA; mRNA splicing, via spliceosome
Cellular component (GO): nucleolus; sno(s)RNA-containing ribonucleoprotein complex; U6 snRNP
Molecular function (GO): RNA binding
Source: RefSeq, a predicted model, not a curated record
CAGCGUAAAAGCCGACUCUGACUUCAGUUUUUAAUUCGAGACGCUGUUUUGUGAAUGCAGCAAAAUUAACUGAAGACGCUUCCGUUUCAAAUUAAAAAAUAUAUAAUAAUAUAUCGUCGAAAAUGAGUCGAAAGGAGAAGCUGCAAGAAUAUCUGGAGUCGAUUAAAGGUCGCCCUGUCGUUGUAAAACUGAACAAUGGAGUUGAUUAUCGAGGGGUGUUGGUUUGUUUGGACGGGUAUAUGAACAUUGCUCUGGAGCAGACCGAGGAGUACGUCAACGGACAACUAAAGAACAAAUACGGGGACACUUUCAUCCGUGGAAAUAACGUUCUCUACAUCAGCACUCAGAAGAGAAGGGGGGUGGCUUAAUUUAAAAUAUGCAAAUAAAUAUACUAGUAAUAUUAAUUGUCGUUUAUUUAAACUAAUAAUUAAUUUGAAACAAAGAAAAAUUAUGAAAUCCAUCAAUAUAGUUUUGUUUUUAUAUUGUUAUAUUUCGUAUAUAUGAAAUAAAUUGUAUUUGUAAUGAGCUAGAAAAUUGA